AACACUUAAGCUGAGAGCUGGGUGGGGCUUCUGCCGUUUUUAAAGCAUGAAGUAGCGCAAACGUGCGUAAAAGCCGCUCACGGACAGAGAGGACAACCAGGCUUUUGGGGCGAAAUUUCUUGCAGUCAUUUGUUGCAUAAUUGAAGACAGAUUUCAAGAUGCCUCCUCCAAUGGUUCCACACGGCAUGUGCUUAAAAGUCAUAAACGACCGCAACAUGAAGGGCGGCAUGGGCUCUGAAACAAACCCUCUGAAGUUCAUGGACCAGGACUACAACUUUCUACAAGACUACUGUCUCAAGACAAAUCAGAGAUUUGUUGAUGAGUUUUUCCCACCAGAUCCCCGUUCUAUUGGCGAAGGGCUGCUGGACCCAAAGGUUAUGGCCAGGGUGGAGUGGAUGAGACCAACGGUAUUGUGUCCAAAUGCAGCUAAACUGAUUGUAGAGACGGUGUCCAGGUUUGACUAUUCCCAAGGAAAUGUAGGAAACUGCUGGUUUCUGGCCUCUGUUGGGGCUCUAACAUUUCAAAACAACUUAUUACAAAAGGUCAUUCCAGACGGACAGUCAUUCAGCCACAAUUAUACUGGUUUAUUUCAUUUCAGAUUCUGGCGUUUUGGAAAAUGGUACGAUGUCGUGAUUGAUGACAAAUUGCCAACAAUCGGCCGGCAGCUGAUUUUUGUGAAAUCAAAAACAUUUAAUGAGUUUUGGCCUGCUUUACUGGAAAAAGCAUAUGCCAAGGUGUGCGGCUCCUACGCUGACAUGCAUAGUGGUAGAGUAUCUGAGGCCCUCUUGGACUUUACCGGUGGGGUUCAUAUGCACUAUGAACUGAAUACGGCUCCUAAUGACUUGUGGGAGAUAAUGUACCGUGCUUACCAGUCAGAGGUCCUUAUGGGUUGUGAAACUCCAGCAGGGAAAGAAAAUCGGUUACCAAAUGGCAUAGUCUUGGGCCACGCUUACACCGUGACCAAAGUUUACCAGGUCACGAGUGGUGGAAACCCAGUUAAGCUGGUUAGACUGUUCAACCCAUGGGGAGACAGUGAGUGGGAAGGAGACUGGAGUGACAACUCACCUUUAUGGAACACAGUGAGCAAUGAGGACCGCAAACAACUCCUUGUGAACGACAAUGGAGAGUUCUGGAUGUCAAUGAAAGAUUUCCUUAGAACCUAUGACAACCUAGAUAUCUGCUGUAUCUGUCCUGAUUUUCUGGAAGAGAGAUCUGCUUGUCACUGGAUUUCCAAGUACCACCAUGGCAGCUGGGUUUCUGGGAGCACAGAUGGAGGCCGCAUAAGUUAUGCAGACAGCUUCUGUAAAAACCCCCAGUUUUGGCUGAGGAUUAAUGAGUUUGAUAAGGCCUGCGAACAGGGCCAGAACAAUGUUCUGGUGACUCUCAUACAGAAACCUGACAAGAGACAUAGACGCCACUCUGCACACCAUGGCAUUGGUUUCUACGUGUUUGCAGUUCCACCCGAGAUGAGAUCUGAGGGAAGGUUUGGAUCAAGCUUCUUCCAUGGAAGAAGGCCUGUGGUAACGAGUGAACCCUUUCAACAAGCAAGACAGGUGAUGAAAUUCUUCAGGCUGGAGGCGGGAGAGUAUCUCAUCGUACCAUCCACAUACCAGCCCAAUAAGAGCGGAGAAUUCAUCCUGUCCAUUCUCUGCAAAAAUGAAAUCCACAUUCAAAAGGACACAGAAAGAAUGGAGAAAGAUUUUCUUGUGGAUCUUUUAGGCGAGGUUCAUUACACUGAAGAAGCGGAUGAAAGAUUGAAAACUAAAGCACUGUUUCGGCAAUAUUCUGAUCAAUAUAAAGUUGUCGAUGCUGAGAAACUUCAAUCGCUUCUUCAUGAAAACCUGCUCGGACGGCAUAAAAACACUGAAGGAUUUGGCCUGGAUUCCUGUAGAAGCAUAAUAGCCAUGUCAGAUCUCAAUGUUACUGGAAGACUCUCUGGACCAGAAUUCAUUCGCCUAUGGAACAGUAUCUUGACAUACAGGAAUAUCUUCUACAGCAUGGAUUCUUCCAAAGAUGGUGUUCUGUCUUUCAUCGAACUGCAAAAUGCGUUAGAGAAAACAGGACUGCAUCUAAAUGAAGACAUCCUGAAUCUCAUGUUUGUCCGCUAUGGAGGAGCUACUGAACAGAUCUCUCUGGAGGGCUUCAUAUGCCUUGUCAUGCGUUUGAACUGCAUGGCCAGGAUUUUCCAGAGACUGUGUGAAAAUGGAAAGAUAACUCUCGAUGAGAGUGAGUGGAUUGGACUAACCAUGUACUCAUGAGGGAAUGUCUUCUUGCCAGGAUGUUUAGCAAUGAAUGCAAGAAGCAGUGAUCUAAACAUUUCUUUAUCUCCCUUUAUAUUUCUAUUUCAAACUGAUGAACAAAUUGUGAUGAUGUGCCAUUUCGUGUUUGUCCUUUUAUCAUUCUAGUAAAAUGCCUUUUUCUUUUUCUUAAAUGCCAUUUGAUAUGCCAGUUUUAACUCUUUGUAGCAACUGCGAGUUUAAAAAAAUGAUGCAUGUGAUGAAUUUCUCAUUGUAUACACUGAUGAUAUAAUACUAGUUCUGAUACUGUGAUUGUGAAGUAAGAAUAUUUCUCUACACCAUGUAAGGGGACUUUAGGCCACAUGUAGGUCUACAAUAAAAUAUCUAUCUAUUUGCAGUUAUUUUCAUCUAAAUGGCAAAUAAUUUGUGUCCUGCAGUACUUUGAAACAUGAUUAACCUGCCAGGAAUAUCUGAUAUUAGCCAUAUUUAAUGAAAAUUGUUAUAAUUGUAUUAAUACCUAUAUAAUUGCUCUGUCUUCUUUUUUAAUUUAGUGUUUUAGUGAAUAAUUUCAAUUCAAGAGUAUGCUAAUAUUAGGGAUAUUUCAAUAAACUUUCUUGAUUUUUAAAUGAACAUGAAUUUUAUACUUAUAAAUGUUUGACAAAAUUAA
Messenger RNA from Puntigrus tetrazona (Sumatra barb), 2904 nucleotides. RefSeq names its product calpain-1 catalytic subunit-like. Gene Ontology annotation, molecular function: calcium-dependent cysteine-type endopeptidase activity; calcium ion binding. Gene Ontology annotation, biological process: proteolysis. The transcript has 22 exons. Lineage: Eukaryota; Metazoa; Chordata; Actinopteri; Cypriniformes; Cyprinidae. Gene Ontology annotation, cellular component: cytoplasm. Bases 159 to 2258 code for a protein of 699 amino acids. The record is from RefSeq and is a predicted model, not a curated record.